GUAUUUAAUUAUUUUAUUCUUGUAGAAAGGCUAAACGAUUAAAAUCAGUCCAGAGUUAAGUGUGUGCAGUCGGGUACAUGCAAGGUUUUCCUUCAAUGUGUUAUUAUGCAGUUUCAUAUUAUGUAUGAUACUUUUAAAUUAAUGCUGAAGCCUUUACCAAAGGUAAAGGUGGAGAGCCCCGAUGGAUUUUACUGAGUGUUACCAGCACACGUGCUCUGCUGUGGCGCUGGCAGCACGUGAGCGGAACCACCGGCUGGUGAGGCGUCUGAUACAGAAAGGCUACAGCAUCGAUGUCAGGGACAACCGGGGCUGGAACGCCUUGCAUGAAGCAGCAUUUGGUGGCGCCCACAGGUGUGCGCAGAUAUUACUGAGGGCAGCACGCUCCAAGUCCCAGAGCAGAGACUAUGUGAACACCCUGACACAUGACGGCACCACGGUCCUCUAUCUCGCCGCUGAGCAGGGCCACCUGAGCCUGGUGCAAAGUCUCCUUCAGGCUGGAGCUGAUGUCAACCGUGUGAACAAUGAUGGCGCAAGCCCGCUCUUUGCAGCUGUCGAUAGUGGACACAGGAAGGUGGUGGAACUGUUGGUGCAAGAAGGGUCAGAGGUCAACAGCAGCCACUCUACAUCCGGCUGGAGCUGCUUGCACCAGGCAACAUUCAAGGGUCAUGCUGAGGUGGUGAGCUUCCUGGUGGGUGUGGCCCAGCUAGACAUCACUGAUGACUUUGAGAUUACGCCCCUGUUUGUGGCUGCACAGUAUGGCCAGCGCCGAUGCUUGGAGCUGUUGGCGGAGGCUGGCGCUGACACGAACCGCCAAUCCCAUGAUCUCGCCACACCCCUGCUGAUAGCAUCCCAGGAGGGCCACCUGUCCUGUGUGACCGCUCUGCUGGAGCAUGGUGCUGACCCGAAUCUCUACUGCAGUGAGGAUGCAUGGCAGCUGCCCAUUCAUGCUGCAGCACAGUUCGGUCACAUCAGCAUCCUGGAGCGUCUUCUGCCCCUGACAGACCGCGCAUGUGACCGCCAGGUUGGGAAAGUCAGCCCAGUGUACUCUGCGGUUUUAGGUGGCCAGGUAGACAGCCUUCAGCUGCUGCUGAGGGCUGGGUACAGCCCUGAUGCCCAGGACUGCCAGGCCUUUGGGUUCCCAUCGCCAUUGGCAACAUUCCUGUGCUCUCAGUUUGAAAGGGCAAGUCAGGUCCACUCCCUGGUGCGGCUUCUCCUGAAGGCAGGGGCCCACGUGGAUGGGGGGCUUUACAGCAAGUGUCUGCGGCUCCGCCAGCACUCUGUACUAGCGCUUCUGCUGGACCAUACAGGCCUGCCUUCUGGAGGCCACCUGGAAGAGAUGCUGGCUUGUAGCCUGGAGAAGGAGCAAGCCUCCAGUGCACUGGACUGGCUGCCCCUGCUGCUUCAGGCUGGACUGCAACCUUCACUGCUUCUACAUCCUGUGCUAUUUGAGAAGGUAGAAAGUGAUGUUAUUAACUUCCUGCUGGAGUUCACCAACUGGAGUCUGCUGCCUCCAUCACUGUUGGCCAGUCUAUACCAGCGACGGGUGGAGUCCACCUGGAAGCCACGCCCACAUCUCAAGUCUCUGCCUCCUUUGUGCCAUUUGUGUCGGUUAGCUGUGAUGAACGUGGUGGGCAGCCAGUCUCUAGCCAGCAAGACGUUUGUACGCCAGCUGCCAGUGCCCGUUCUCCUUCAGGACUACCUUAACUUCGCUGAUGUCUUCAGAGCACAUGACUUACCAAAGCAGGCUGAGCAGGAAGGUGCAGGUUCCCAGGGCCAGUGACCACACCCAGCUCUCUGCCGCACUGCUGCCAAACCUGUCAGCAGGUACCACUAUCGCUAGAUAAUGUUCCUGGUACAUUAAGUGUUUCCCUCUCAACGUAUUCCGUAUGCACAGUCAGAGUAAUCCAGCUCUGUUCCAGAUGUCAUUUCUACUCCUACCAGUAGGGGGAAUAGUGUUAAGAUAUAAUUUUUUUUUUUUUUUUUUUUUGUUGUACUUUGUUUCUUAAGCUAAAUAAAACUACAAAUUAUAAAGCAAUAAUAUAACAUUGCUGUAUUUGUAAAUGUAUUUAUAAAUGUUGGCAUUUUGGAUGUAA
Molecule: messenger RNA, 2093 nt
Organism: Paramormyrops kingsleyae
Lineage: Eukaryota; Metazoa; Chordata; Actinopteri; Osteoglossiformes; Mormyridae
Gene: asb3
Product: ankyrin repeat and SOCS box containing 3
Biological process (GO): intracellular signal transduction
Molecular function (GO): protein binding
Source: RefSeq, a predicted model, not a curated record